This is a messenger RNA of Hypanus sabinus (Atlantic stingray), 510 nucleotides long. RefSeq names its product histone H4-like. Gene Ontology annotation, cellular component: nucleosome. Gene Ontology annotation, biological process: nucleosome assembly. The transcript is spliced from 2 exons. NCBI's taxonomy places the organism in Eukaryota, Metazoa, Chordata, Chondrichthyes, Myliobatiformes, Dasyatidae. Bases 1 to 510 code for a protein of 169 amino acids. The record is from RefSeq and is a predicted model, not a curated record. Gene Ontology annotation, molecular function: structural constituent of chromatin; DNA binding; protein heterodimerization activity.
AUGCACAACGUUCCAGAAGGAGCGGAGGGCUUGUCUAUGACGGAGUUUGUCGGAAAGUUGCUGCUGGACUCGUUGGAGCUUCCGUCAAGUAUGGAGCUGGAAAUCGAGAGAACGCACCGCGCGCUAGUCCUAAAACCUACCCAAGAUAAGCCACAUUCAAUAAUAAUUAAAUUCCUUCUGUACGUUACCAAGGAGGAGAUUCUACGAAACGCCUGGGGAGGCAAAGGUCUGGGCAAAGGCGGAGCCAAGCGGCACCGUAAAGUGCUCCGUUAUAACAUCCAGGGCAUCACCAAACCGGCCAUCCGCCGUCUGGCUCGCCGUGGCGGCGUCAAGCGGAUCUCGGGUCUGAUCUACGAGGAGACUCGCGGGAUGCUGAAGGUUUUCCUGGAGAAUGUGAUCCGGGAUGCGGUCACCUACACUGAACACGCCAAGCGCAAGACGGUCACUUCCAUGGGUGUGGUUUACGCUCUGAAACGCCAGGGCCGCACUCUCUAUGGCUUCGGCGGCUGA